AUGUGGCCCAGGCCGGACGGUGCCCCAGGGCCCUGGCCGACAGGCAGGGGCGGGGGCCGGCCUGCGUCACCGCCCGCCCGGCCCCCCGCCCCCUGGCCGCCUAAACUCCACCCCGAAGGCGGUGCGGAUAAAGGCUCGGGGGCCGCCCGCUUAGCCCCAGACCGGCUCCGCCACCGCGUACUCGUUCCGGACGUGGGCAGGGUUCAAGGUGUCUCCAACCCUGGGGAUCCCCUUGAGAACCGGAAUGGGAAGGACUCGGCGCUGCCGGCAGAGCCGUCUGGACCUCUGCCCCCGCCCCGCCCCCGGGGCACUCCCACUCCCCUCCCGUCUGACUGCCCUCUACCCCGGGCUGCAUCGGCGCCCCCUGCCCGGGUCUCUGGGCAGCGCUCCCGGGCGGGGCCGGCAGAGGGCGCGCCAGCGCUGCUGACUCACCGCAGCCCCGAGCGGCGCGCGCGGGCGCAGCCGGGGACGCCGCGUCACGUCACGGCUCGGGCGGGCGCGACUCGGGAAGCGGGCCCGGCCCGCGGGACGGGGGUGGGACGCGAGGUGGCACAGGCGCGGGAGGGGCCGUCCGGCAGCGGCCACGUCACCGGGGUGCAGGCCCCGCCCGCAGCUCCACCCCUUACAGGGGCUUCACGCUUCUCGAGAGAGGGGGCGCCGCAGGCCGACCCUGCCGCGAGUCCUUCAGCGGGGACCCAGUCACGAGGCGCGGGGAUCGCGUCCCGCUUCCGCUUGCAGCGGUUUCCCGGACGGGCACAGGGGGAGGCCCCGGCUUCCUAUGCUUCCAGCUUUGGGCCGCCGCCUUAUCCCACGGCAAACCACCCCAACCCGGGUUCUCGGGCCCCGAGCGCCUCGCCGCCCGCCCUUUGUUGA
Molecule: messenger RNA, 873 nt
Organism: Budorcas taxicolor (takin)
Lineage: Eukaryota; Metazoa; Chordata; Mammalia; Artiodactyla; Bovidae
Product: basic salivary proline-rich protein 2-like
Exons: 3
Coding region: 1-873 (290 amino acids)
Source: RefSeq, a predicted model, not a curated record